UCUGUGGCGGCUCCGGCGGCCACCACUUUCGUUUUCAAGAUUGAUAUGCACUGCGUUGGAUGUGCCAAGAAGAUCAAACGUAUAGUAAAACAAUGCGAAGCCGGAGUGAAAGAUGUGACGGCAGAUUGCGGCGGAAACAAGCUGACGGUCGUCGGAAAGAUCGAUCCGGUGAAAGUCCGGGAGAAAUUGGUAGAGAAAACAAAGAGAAAAGUCGAACUCCUCAGCCCUCUGCCGCCGCCAAAGACAAACUCCGGCGAAGAAAAGACGGCGGCAGAGAAAUCAGACAAAAAAGACGGCGGAGACAAGGCGGCGGCGGCUCCUCCUCCCAAGGAGGCUACCGUGGUAUUGAAAAUCAGAUUGCAUUGCGACGGCUGUAUUAACAAGAUCAAGAAAAUAAUAUUGAAGAUUAAGGGGGUCGAAACGGUGAAUAUCGACGGACCAAAAGAUUUGGUUACGAUCAAAGGAACAAUGGACGACAAAGAACUUGUCCCCUUCCUCAAACAGAAGCUCAAGAGAAACGUCGAAGCGGUGUUUCCCGCCAAAAAAGAGGACGGAGCCGCCGCCUCAAAGGCCAAAGAAGCACCUACGGUCGCCGCCGCCGCCGCCGCUGCACCUGAAACUAAGAAGGAAUCCGGGGAUGGCCCAGGGAAGAAGAAUGACGCCGGCGUCAAGAAAGACGCCAGCGCCAGUGCCGGAGACAAAAAAGACUCCGGUGCCGUCGGAGGGGAUAGCUCCGCCGGGAAAAAGGACGGCGGAGAGAAGAAAGAAGACAAGAUUAAAGACGACCAAGCUGUUGGGAAAAAUGGCGGCGGCGGCGGAGACGACGGCGGAGAGGGUGUUAGGUCUGUCGGAACGGUGAACAAGAUGGAGUAUUACGGGCAAGCGUAUCCGACGGUUCCGAUGUAUUGGCAUGGGGGACACGUGUACGGUCAGGAUUAUCAGACGGUGAGUCAGAGUAUUCACGGACCGUAUCCGUAUUCGUACGCGAGUGAGGGCUACGCGCCGUAUUCUCAAGCUCACAUGCACGCGCCGGGGAUGUUCAGCGACGAGAACCCCAACGGAUGCACCAUUAUGUAGUUUAUGGGUUAACUUGUAAAUACGUGAAACUGUUGGGGUUCGAAACGAAGGUUUGAGAACAUGAGGGGGAAUAACUGAAAUUUGGAGAUACUUUGAAGUCGCCCACCGAGACAGCGGGUUCGUGGUGUAAUACUGUUCGUUUGUUAGUAUAAAAUAAAAAUAAAAUAAUUUUGAUUUGUGUGCUUUA
Molecule: messenger RNA, 1264 nt
Organism: Tarenaya hassleriana
Lineage: Eukaryota; Viridiplantae; Streptophyta; Magnoliopsida; Brassicales; Cleomaceae
Product: heavy metal-associated isoprenylated plant protein 3
Exons: 5
Molecular function (GO): metal ion binding
Source: RefSeq, a predicted model, not a curated record